Botrytis fragariae is the source of this 1350-nucleotide messenger RNA. RefSeq names its product putative zinc finger (c3hc4 type ring finger) protein. The transcript is spliced from 2 exons. The record is from RefSeq and is a predicted model, not a curated record. Bases 1 to 1350 code for a protein of 449 amino acids. NCBI's taxonomy places the organism in Eukaryota, Fungi, Ascomycota, Leotiomycetes, Helotiales, Sclerotiniaceae.
AUGAAUCCUCGCUCUUCCCUGAGUCGUGUAUUGUCGAACCUUCGAACAAAUGGCUUGCAACCCAGAAGGAUCCCCGGCGAUGUUCCAGAGAACAGUCGUCCGUUGGCAGCGUCUACAUCAACCCGCGAAAGAGCUGCGCCAAGAAUCCAUGAGCUAUCGAGCACCGAGAGCAGUUCCAGAAUAUACUCUCCCACAACUCGCAUUGCGGGUGAAUACCCGCUGCCUUUAAUCGUUUCUAGAGCACGUGAUCGACCAUCUACAAAUCGAACAACGAGUACCUCGAUGCUCGGCGGAUCUGGAUCAGAACGCCUCAACUAUACAAAUCCUAGGGCCAGAAAUGUUGACAGAACUCGGCGUCCCAGUGAUCGACUUGAACCCUACACAUUGAGUAUCGCAAGAGGAACACGUUGUACCUCGCGUGCAAGUUUCUCAGACAACCUCGAUGAGACACCCUCUGAUGCGCGCACUACAGUUGGCGCUAAUUACGCUUCAUGUGUACGACCCAUGAGAGAUGCUAAUCGCGUCUAUACUCCGACACUAUAUGAUCCUUUGCCAGCUGCACCAGGCAGAGGCUAUCCCUUUGCCGCGAAUCCCAGUUCAGUCUAUGUUCCGAGAAGAACUAGGCCUUUCCCGCUUGUAACAGCAACAGAUCCGCCAGAUACCGGUCGAGUCUACACUCCGAGAAGAGAAACUUAUCGCCCGCGUGUAACAGUUACAAGCUCUUUCAAUUUCAGAAAUCCCACCCCCGUUUCUACUCACAACAGUGAACAAGCACAAACGACUCCUGACAUCAACUCACCACAAGUUCCAGAGGCAUCAACCACCGUCGGCACAAACGAAUGCCCCAUCUGUCUCUCUCCAUUUCCCGCUCCUCCCAAUGCCGUCCUCGUGCACCCAUGCAACCACGAAUUCUGUCUUGUAUGUAUCCAGACCUGGAUCCAAACCCAACGGCAAAGACCCAAUGCCCAACCUGUAAACUGUCCCUUCUGUCGGGGUCCCAUUAACAGAAUCAUUGACCGGGAUGGAAAUGUUGUAGAGUAUCAGAGAAACAACGUCCCAGAUGCCAUUACGGAAGCUCGGGAAAGAUUGAGAAGAGUGUUUGGAGGUGCAGUUGCGAAUGUUGCUGAUCCAACUCCAAGAGCUUCGAGCACAAUGGGUGGUGUGGGUGCAUUUGGUGAGCUCAGAAGAACAUUGAGUAGGGUGGGACCUGCGGGAAAUAUUAGUGAACAGGUUGCAAGAGUACGAGAAAGAUUGGAUAAUGCAGAUGCAGAUUCGAGCCGUCCGGCAGAUUCGAGUCGUCCGGCAAACCCACUUGAUCUACCUAACGGGGCUUUGGGCUGGUGGACUUGA